AUGGGCUGGAUCGAAAAGACCAACCGGCGGAUCGCCACUGGUCCGGUCGGUCGCUGGUUCAAGCUUGAUGGAUGUGGACAUCCAAAGGAGAGAAAAGGGUCGUAUUUCUUUACCGAGCUGCGUGCCGGUCUUGCAACCUUCUUUGCCAUGGCGUACAUCAUUGCCGUCAAUGCUAGCAUCGUUUCCGACAGCGGAGGCACCUGUGUGUGCAACGAAUCCGCGAAUGCGAAGUCGAUUAUCCCCUGUGAAAAUGACACCCAGUACCUCCUCUGCAAAGCCGACAUCAAGAAAGACCUUGUCACAGCUACCGCCGCCGUGGCCGCCAUGGGGACCUUCUGUAUGGGACUUUUUGCCAAUUUACCCGUGGGGAUCGCCCCUGGUAUGGGAUUGAACGCGUAUUUUGCUUAUACGGUUGUCGGGAAGCAUGGAACGGGGCCGGUCCCGUUUGAGGUCGCCUUGACGGCCAUCUUCAUCGAGGGCUUCAUUUUCUUCGGCCUUGCGAUUCUCGGUUUGCGGCAAUGGCUCGCUCGUGCCAUCCCCCGCUGCAUCAAACUGGCCACAAGUGUUGGUAUUGGGCUCUUCCUCACUCUUAUCGGUUUGACGUAUGCCGAGGGAAUCGGUCUCAUUGUCGGCGGCACAUCGGUGCCCAUCGCCUUGGCGGGAUGUCUUGACGAGCUUCGAGAUGCCGAUGGGCAAUGCCCAGACAGUGUCAAAAUGCGCAGCCCUAUGAUGUGGAUUGGAAUAUUCUGUGGCGGUGUCUUCACCGUCAUGCUGAUGAUGUACCGGGUCAAAGGCGCCAUCAUCGCCGGUAUCAUCCUCGUUUCUAUCAUCUCUUGGCCCCGCACCACGCCCGUCACCUACUUCCCCUAUACUGAGCUCGGAGAUGCCAAUUUCGACUUCUUCAGAAAGGUGGUCGACUUCCAUCCGAUUCAAAAGGUUCUGAACGUCCAGCGUUGGGAUGUGGGCCAUUAUGGUGGUCAGUUUGGCCUCGCGCUAGUGACCUUCCUUUACGUCGACAUUCUGGACACCACGGGCACCCUCUAUUCCAUGGCUCGCUAUGCCGACCUUGUCGACCCUGUCACUCAGGACUUCGAGGGCUCGACCUGGGCGUACAUGGUCGACUCGCUCACCAUUUCGAUCGGCGCCGUGUUGGGAACUCCACCAGUUACUGCCUUUGUGGAGUCUGGCGCGGGGAUCGGCGAAGGCGGCAAGACGGGUUUGACGGCAAUGUCGGCGGGCUUCUGCUUUUUCAUCUCCAUCUUCUUUGCCCCCAUCUUCGCCUCGAUCCCGCCGUGGGCAACCGGUUGCGUGCUUGUGCUAGUCGGCUCCAUGAUGGUCCAGGCUGUGACCGACAUCAACUGGAAGUACCUCGGAGACUCGCUGCCGGCCUUCUUGACCAUCGCCAUCAUGCCCUUCACCUACUCCAUCGCCGAUGGGUUGAUUGCUGGGAUUUGCCUGUACAUCCUGAUCAAUUCCCUGGUGUGGAUCAUCGAAAAGGCGUCGGGUGGUCGCAUUGUGCCCCCUAACAAGGAGCUCAAGGAGCCAUGGACGUGGCGGACCGAGGGCGGUAUCAUGCCCCCCUGGAUGGGGCGGCUGGCGAAGGGGAAGAAGGAUUUUUGGCGCAAUACCCCGAACGCGUCAGUGUCUGACGCCGAGGGAGUAACGGAGAAGAUCGACGGCCAGACGGUGAAUUCAGAUAAGGACACGGCCGUUGCGACAGGCCGGGCCGAGAAGACGGCAUAG
This is a messenger RNA of Chaetomium globosum CBS 148.51, 1743 nucleotides long. RefSeq lists its product as uncharacterized. Gene Ontology annotation, molecular function: purine nucleobase transmembrane transporter activity. Gene Ontology annotation, cellular component: plasma membrane. Lineage: Eukaryota; Fungi; Ascomycota; Sordariomycetes; Sordariales; Chaetomiaceae. The transcript is spliced from 4 exons. Gene Ontology annotation, biological process: transmembrane transport. Bases 1 to 1743 code for a protein of 580 amino acids. The record is from RefSeq and is a predicted model, not a curated record.